Drosophila sulfurigaster albostrigata is the source of this 7797-nucleotide messenger RNA. It is a transcript of the gene Dpp10, whose product is annotated as inactive dipeptidyl peptidase 10. Gene Ontology annotation, biological process: proteolysis. Gene Ontology annotation, molecular function: dipeptidyl-peptidase activity; serine-type peptidase activity. The coding region runs from base 1096 to 3933 and encodes 945 amino acids. The transcript has 15 exons. The record is from RefSeq and is a predicted model, not a curated record. NCBI's taxonomy places the organism in Eukaryota, Metazoa, Arthropoda, Insecta, Diptera, Drosophilidae.
ACGUUUGGCGCAGCGGUCGAUAAGAAUUCAGAAAUUAAGAGCCAAGCUACCCGUCAGCAAAACUAGCGUGAAACGCGUGUCUGGGGUCUGACUGUGACUGUGGAUAAAAAUAAAAGCCAAAUAAAAUACUUAAACUAAGUGAAUAUUUUGUAACUGUAACUGUUUUUCCGCACAAAGGCGAAGUGUACAUUUUUUUGUUUAUUACCCUUGAAAUAAUACCUAAACUUAAGACUGCAAGUUAAAUCAGUGCAUCAAAAUUGCCGACGCUAAUUGUGGCUCAAGGUAGCAGGAAGACCAUUUAACUGGAUUCUCAGGUGCGGCUUCAAGCUGGGCGAAUACCGUAAAAUGACACGUGUCCGGCGUAUUGUGCUCUCGACCUAAAAGUAUGCUGCAUCAUUAGUGUCAAGCUUUGGCGUUGACGUUGAGAAGCGUCUGGGAAGUCGACUGCAUGCUCAUUAGGAUAACAGCAAAAGCGCAUUACGAGGGCCAAACGACAAGUUCCUAUGUCAAAUACAGCAACCGAACAACAACAACAACAACAGCAAAACAUUCAUAAUUACCAACAAGAACAACAGCAGCGGCAAGGAAUUGAAGACGCAGAGCAACGCAAAAGUCAAGGGCACAAAAAGUGUCCUCCAGUAAAUUUAAAAGCAUGAACCUAGCGCUGACUGCCAACAGAAGUAACUUGUGCUACGCAGAGCUUUGCAGGAUGCCAGCAUCGCCAGCGAGCUGAUGCGUUUCAGAAACCCCAAAGAACACCAAGAAGAACUACCGCAGACAAAGGACAAGAGCAGAAACAGAGAAAGAGAGAGGGAGAAACAGAUAUUGAACGAAAGAGGAGAGGACACAAAUUAAGAGCACUCGCAAAUUGUUGCCGGGAAAUUGAUAUAUUCGAUUAGCAAUCUAGAAAGUUUGAACGACAGACGGGGCACAGAACACGCCUACAGCAAAGUGUUGCUCCCGUUGUCGUUGUCGUUGUGCUUGUGCUGUGCAUACAUAUGUGUGUGUGCGUGUGUGCAUGAGGAGAAGUUAAAGAAAAUUUACAUCCUGAGUCAGUCGUAUUAGCCGCUUUAAGCCAACGUCAAACGCCGAGUCAUGCCUGAGCAGGAUAAUUACGAUGAUGAGUUGGUUUCCAGCAAUCCAAAUCAACGCAACUGGCGCGGCAUUCUUAUUGCCCUUUUGGUCAUCAUCAUUGUUCUAGCCCUGAUCGUUACCUCAGUGGUGCUGCUCACGCCCCCCGAUGAGGGACCACGCGUCAAGGGGCAACGCAUCAAGCUGCAGGACAUUGUCGAUGGCCUCUAUAUACCACAGCGCGCCAAUGGCAGUUGGAUCGAUGCUGAGGAGUUUUUGUACCAGGACCAUUUGGGUCGCAUCUGUCUGCUGAAUGCAGCCAAUCGCACGGAACGUGUCCUCAUGUCCAAUAUGACAUUUAAAACUCUGGCGCCGUUCUCAUUCAGCUUAUCACCGGAUAAACGUUACCUGCUACUUGCUCAGAAUGUUGCCAAGCUGUUUAGACAUUCAUAUCUGGCUCAGUACACACUCUAUGACAUUCACACGAGUGAGACCGUCAAGUUGCGGAACAAUCAGUUGCAGGACGAGUGGCCCUAUAUGCAUUAUGCACGCUUUACAGGUGCUGGCAAUGCUCUCAUCUGGGUGUUCAACUACGAUAUCUACUAUCGGCAGGAGGUGCGAGCAACGCACACCUAUCGCAUUACCUACGAUGCAGUGCCUGGUGUCGUUUACAACGGGAUACCCGAUUGGCUAUACGAAGAGGAAAUCCUGCAUGCAAAUAAUGCCGUCUGGGUUUCGGAUAACGGGCAACUGCUGCUCUUCGGCAGCUUCAACGAUACAAACGUGCUGGAGCAGCACUUUGCCUGGUAUGGCACAACCUCAGCUGGCCCCGCAGGUGGCUCAGGAACAGGCGGCUCAGGCUCUAGCAGUGGCGGUGGCGGUGGCACGGGCACGAGCUCUGGUGGAGGAGGUGACUCAGGCAGCACUGCUGGUGGUACUAAUCCGCAUGCCAACUUGUACCCGGAAAUUAGAUCCUUACGGUAUCCAAAGCCAGGCACACAAAAUCCAACAGUUACAUUGCGGGUGGCCGAUUUAACUGAUCCACAAAACAUACACAUAACGGACCUGAAACCGCCGAAAAUUAUUCAAAACGAAGAUCAUUACUUUAGCAGUGCCAGUUGGGUGAGUGCAACAGAGAUCGCAGUGGUUUGGUUAAAUCGACCGCAAAAUAUUUCCGUGGUCAGCGUUUGCCGGAGUCCUUCGUUCGCCUGCAUUGAGACCCAUCGAGUGAGCGGAGAUGGACGUGGUUGGGUGGACACCGUCUCAGUGCCAUUGUUUGCGGCCAAUGCCAGUCUUUAUGUGGCCAUAUCCCCACUAAGAGAUGGCUCAUUUGGCUAUUUCCGGCACAUCGUACACGUGGACAUUGACAAUAAUCGAGUGCUGCCCCUCACGCACGGACCCUACGAAGUGAAUAGAUUGCUGCACUGGGAUCAGUUGGAUAAUUGGAUUUACUUUCUGGGCACACCAGAGCGUCUACCCUCCCAGCAGCACUUGUACCGCGUCUCAGCGCUGCCCGCUCGCCAGGGACAGGCGCUGCAGACGCCUGACUGCCUGACGUGCCCGGCAUUGAUGCAGCGCAACGAUGGCUAUGACGAGGGUCACACUAAGUCACCGCCAAAGCUGGUCACUGCAUGGGACGAUGAUUGGGAAGACUCUGAGGAAUCGGAGGCGCUGCCACCUUCGCCAGCCUUACCCGUGGAACAGCAGCGGCCAGGCCACGGGCAUGGCACUGCACCACCACCACCACCGAGCGAUUGCCUGUACCAUGAGGCACAGUUUCCUUUGUCCUUGCGAGCGCGCUAUGUGCUUAUCGAGUGUUUGGGCCCGGUGGUGCCCAGCACCAUAAUCUACGGCCUAAAGAAUGCGGACGCGCCGAAGGCUAAGCGGCAGAGUGAUCCCCAGGAUCAAUUGGAAACGGAAACCGAAGCGCCCGAUGAACUUAUUGAGCCCAAGUCCCAGUUUAUGGAGCUGCUUUUCACGGUGCAGAAUAAUACGCGACUCAAGGAGAAAAUGGCUAAAGUAGCGUUGCCGCAGGUGAAAACCUUUCCGGUGAUGAUCUCCGGCGGCUACCACGCCCAAGUGCGCCUCUAUUUGCCGCCCGUGCUGCGCGAAGACGAGAUCACACGCUAUCCCACCAUACUGCAUGUAUACUCAGGGCCGGGCACUCAACUGGUUACAGAUCGCUGGCACGUGGACUGGAACACAUAUUUGGCCGGCAACAAGGAUUACAUCGUGAUUGAAAUCGAUGGUCGUGGCUCCUCAGGCCAGGGGUACCAGCUGCUUCACGAGGUAUACAAGCGUCUGGGCAGCGUUGAGGUCUCCGAUCAGCUGGAGGUCAGCGAAUACUUGCGAGACAACUUACACUUUAUUGAUGCGCGUCGCAUGGGCGUCUGGGGCUGGAGCUAUGGCGGAUACACAGCUGCCCUGGCUCUGGCUGGACAACAAUCGAUCUUUCAGUGUGGCAUUAGUGUUUCACCGGUGACCAAUUGGAAGUUAUACGAUUCCACCUAUGCAGAACGCUUUUUGAGUUUCCCCAACGUAACCGACAAUUACAAGGGAUACGAGGAAAGUGAUCUCUCCAAGUACGUGGACAAUCUGCGAGAUCGUCAGUUCCUGCUGGUUCAUGGCACUGCUGACGACAAUGUUCACGUCCAGCAAUCCAUGGUUCUGGCUCGAGCUUUGACCAGCAAAGGCGUGCUCUACAAACAGCAGAUAUACCCAGAUGAGGGACACAGCUUAUCUGGUGUGAAGAGGCAUCUCUAUCGCUCGAUGACCGCGUUCUUUGAGGAUUGCUUCAAGAAACUGGUGCCACCGGAGUCUAAGGCUGGCCUGGGCAGCGGCGGCGAUAUGCAGCAGCAAUAAAAACAGGAACAACAACACAACAACAGCAGCAGCAACAGCAGCAACAAUAACAUAAAAGUAUGACCAUAAAAAUUUUUCUGAUAACAGCAGCGGAAAGCAUUCAACGAGAACCAAACGUGCGAGAAGAACGUUUACGUAAAUUACAUUAAAUGUAAUUUAUCAUAAACAAACACACAUACACACACAAACUGACACAAAAACACGAGCAUAAAGAGAAAAGAGACGCACAGCCAACAGUGAUUGUCACAUAAAUAGAGCCAAAAUGGCAACAACAAAACGUAAAUGGCAUUUUGUAUAAAAUUAAUAACCAGCAAAAAUAAAUGCAAACAAAACGAAAAAUCAACAUGGUUGUGAAUAACAUAACUCACACACACGCACACACACUAACACGUACACGCACACGCACACAACUACCAGAGCAAACUGGUCGAAAUGAAAAGUGAGAAAAAUACUUGGUCGCAUAUAACCAUAAACGGCGGAAGUGGGCGCUGUGGGUGUGGCAACAGCCCCAUAAUCAACAACAACAAUGUCUAAAUGUCGCAUAUUUUUUGUAUUUCAUAUUUUAUGCAUUUGUUGCAUAAAUUUCCAAUGCGUUUUACAAAGAGAAAAAAUGAAAUUACGAAAUAUUGAAGUGCAAAGGUCGACAGGUGAACCAACGACCAAACCAUGAACUGGUCGCCGGUCGGAGGUCGCUUUGCGGUUAUCGUGGGAUUGCCAAAAGUGUGUACAGAGAGUCUCAUUUGAGUUGUAGAGGAAAUCACUAUCAUAAAUCAAUUUACAAACAUUUGAAAAGCAAUUUAAAUGCCAUUUUCUGUUGGCAAUGCGACUAAAAUGCAUUUUAAAUGCAGAUAACUUAAAUAGAUGAUCUACCUUUUUAUUUGUGGCUUUCUUUUGUAAAUUUAUAUUGCACAAUAAUAAAAAAUUCAAAUAAAUUCAAUUAGGUAAGCUAAUAAAAUAGUUGAAAAGUCUGUUGUGUUUUUGCUCAAAAUUAACAAAGAAUUGCUCAUACAAUUAUGUAGAAAUAUCUUAUAUAAUUCCUUUACAUUUCUGUGAACACCAAUCGAGAUUUACUUAAGAUGCCUACAAAUUGUGAAUCUUUGAAAAUUUCUAUGAAAUCAAAAAAUUUGAAAACAAUGCGACAACAUGAAAAAUAAUUUAAAGCAAUAGUAAUUACAAAACUAAGAAAACCAGUAAAAUAUGCACAAACUUAUUAAAUAGACAGAGAGAGAGAAAGAGAGAGAAGGCCAAAGAGAAUUAUAAUUUGAUUUGCGAAUAAGUGAAAAAAUCACAAAGAAAAAGUACGUUAUGCAUGUAAGUAGCGCAAUAAUAAUUAAUAUAUUGAAUAUUUAAAUAGUUAUUUGAAUUCAGUUCGUGUUAAUUGCAACAACUUCGCAAUGAAGGGCAAACCAAAAAGUACAUUUCUAAAUGAGCAUAGUAACAUAAAAGAAAAAUACAAAUAAAGCGAGUCCCCUAAAAUUGUCUAGAUAAUUAAGUGAAAAAUCAAACUAAACAUACAUUAAAUACAAGUAAAAAUGAGAAACGAAAAGGUCAAAAAUAGCUGCGAUACACAUAAAAAAUUCAAAUGCAAAUUGCGACUGUCAGAAAGUUGACAAAGGACAACAAAAUAAAUGACACCGCAUCACAGACCCGCAUCCGUGUCCUGCAGCCUGCCCCAUUAAAAGGAAACAAGUAAACAGCUUCGUACACUAACACAUACACACAUAUGUGUGUAUGUAUGUACAAAAGGAUUAGCUUUAAUUAGGUUUUUUCAGUGGCGCAGAAUAUACCAGUUAAUUAGCAGCCUUCUGGCAAUUGCGGUUCUUAAUUAUAAUGCUCGACAUACGCUGUAGCUGUAUACGAAAUUCAGAUAUUCCUUAGUUAGUAUAGUUUAUAAUAGCUUUAGAGAACAGUUACUCAGUUUUUGGUCGAUAGUUUCGAGAUAUGCAGGCUCUUCAAUAUGAACUCUAAUUAGUAGAAUUUCGUCUUAAGUGACAUAUCGUUACGUUUUGUCAAGUUAUAGAGCUUAAUAAAUAAUUUAGUAGUCAAUCUGCAGGAAAUUUCGCGUUACUUUAACUAAUUCGGUUAAACGGGCGCCAAAAAUAUGUUACAAAAGCAGCCAACUCAUUCUCUUGUCAUAUGUACAUAUGUAUGUAUGUAUGUUCGUGUUCCUGGGGGUUGUGUGCAUGUGUGUAUGAAUACUCAAGCUUACCAACGCCAGCAUAAAUUUAUAUCUGACUGACACUUUAUGUGCGGCUUAGGCGGAUUUUUGAAAAUUUUACGAUUCCUUGUGGCGCGUCUGCAAAACGCACCUAAAUUUGGUCGCCUCGCUUGACACAAUUAACAUGUGAGAGUUUGGCGUGCACACACGCACACACACAAACACAUGAACAGUCACGCCCCUGCGAAUGGGCCAAGGCAUUUCAUUUUUAGACUAAAAGGUCGCCACAGCUGUGGGCGGCAUAAAAAGGGCAGCUGCUGUGUACGUAUGUGUGUGUGUGUGUGUGUUUUGUUGACACAAAAAGGUGUUUGCUUAAAGUGGAUGACAGAGAACAGGCAUUGGGGCAGAGCAGAGGCAGCUGGUCAGCUGAAAGGCGCACUCACACAUUCAGAGACAAAAAUGCAGAGAGAGAGAGAGAGCGAGUUGAUCUGUUGCCUGGGCUAAUCAGGGCUGCGCGGCGGCUGUGGAAUUUAUAUGUAUGCCUAAAAGUAUGCUAUAUAAAUGAAAAUUAAAUUGCUCUACAAUUUUAAACGCUUUCCAUGUAGUGUACUAAGGACCAAUUACCAAAACAAAAACUCUUAAAAUAUAAUUAUGAAAAUAUAGCAAAGCAUAGUGAAACGAACAAUUGAUUCAUUAAUUCCCUAAUUUGCAAUACAUACAUAUAUAUUAUUACCUUAGCAAGUACUUCAAUAUACACAUAUACAUACAUAUAGUAGUUACUGAAUAUUGACUUAUAUAAAAUGCAAUUUAGUAAUUAUACAAAGCAAGGCGUAUACAUAUACUUACAUUUAUUAACACAUACAUACAUAAAAUAUGUAUAUAUAUAAAUUAUGAAGUAUUGUAGUUUAGUUUCUUUAGUGGAUCAAGCGUUGGCAUUAUUCGAGUUAAAUUUCAACCAAAACCAAAAACAAAACCAAUUAAAGCGUAAUGAAUAUAGAGAUUAAUCGAACUUAAAAACUGUGUACUGUUAAUUAGAUUGUUAGCUCGAUGAAAGCGGACUCCUUGGCGAGACUGGCGAUCUGUAAAAAUAUGAACUAAAGUAAAUCUGUAAUAUAUGCGCCCUAUAACUAUAAAUACAUGACUAUACUUUGAUAUAUGAUACAUACAUAAAUACAUACAUACAUAUACAUAUAUUUUAUAAGCAACUUUUACUCUUUAAUGAUGAAAAUUUUAAUACUCUGUCUUCAGCCUUAACAAACAAAAACAAAAUCGAAAAGGAAAAGGAAACCAAAUGAAAUGAAUUCAUACUAAAAUGUCAGUAGAAUUAUUAAGAAGUGUCUCAAAAUGUGCAUUCAAAUUAAACCUAUGCACUUGUUAGCUAAUUUUUAAUGUAAAUAAGCUUUAAAUCGUUACUUUCUUCGUUUAUUUGUUUUGUUAUUAUUAACUUAGCAGGACGUUUGACUAAAAACCAAUCCUAUGUGAUCCAACAAUUUCUUCUCUUCCAUAAGCAACCAAAAAAAAAAAAAAAGAAAAUUAUAAAAAAAAAACAAAACAAAAGAGUAAUUAAAUGAUAAUUGAAUUUAAACAUUGACUUAAUUAGCUGAGAUGUUAAAUAAUUUCGCAAGGCAUUUAGCAAGAUCCAUAAAAUAUAUAUAUAUAUACUUAUAUACAUACAAUAAACCAAAGCAUGAGAGCCAAAAAACAAA